UGCAAAAUGGCAGACAUUGGAAUAUUAUUACGCCCACCUCACGCAGCUAUUUGUCUAGUGUUAUUAGCCUGGAUUCCCAGGAUAGCGAAUUCAAAUGAACGAAAGAAUGUCCUGGUAAUUAUUGGAGACGAUGCAGGCUUCGAAACGCAGGUGUACGACAACACGGUCUGCAAAACUCCGAAUUUAAACGCUUUGGGGAAGCGCAGUGUAAUUUUUAGAAAAGCUUUCACUUCAGUCAGUAGCUGCUCUCCAAGCAGGUCAGCUAUUCUAACAGGUCUUCCUCAGCAUCAGAAUGGUAUGUAUGGUCUUCACCAUGAUGUUCAUCACUUUAAUUCGUUUGAUGCAGUCAGAAGUUUACCAUUGCUCCUGCAAAAGGCAAAUGUGAGAACUGGAAUUAUUGGAAAGAAGCAUGUUGGACCUGAAACAGUGUAUCCAUUUGAAUUUGCAUACACAGAAGACCAUCACUCUAUACUUCAAGUUGGCCGCAACAUCACCUACAUUAAAGAACUGACACAGAAGUUUUUCCAAGGAUCUCUGAAUGACUCGCGCCCAUUCUUUUUAUACAUUGGCUUUCAUGACCCCCAUCGAUGUGGACACACCAAUCCUGAAUAUGGAAGCUUUUGUGAGAAGUUUGGAAAUGGUGAAACAGGCAUGGGGCUUAUUCCUGACUGGAAGCCAAUACACUACUCCCCUGAGGAUGUGAUUGUGCCAUAUUUUGUACAAGACACACCAGCAGCAAGACAGGACAUUGCUAACCAGUACACAACAAUCAGUCGCCUUGAUCAGGGCAUAGGGCUUAUCUUGGAGGAACUUCGGCAGGCAGGCUUUGAAGACAACACCUUAGUCAUAUACAGCUCUGACAAUGGCAUACCAUUCCCAACUGGUCGAACAAACCUGUUUGAUCCAGGCAUGGCAGAGCCCUACCUUGUAUCAUCACCUUACACCCCUGAACGCUGGGGCCAGGAGAGUGAUGCUAUGGUUAGUCUACUUGAUAUAGUUCCUACAGUCCUGGAUUGGUUUGGACUUGAUUACCCCACAUACAAGCUUCUGGGACCCAAUCCAGUACAGUUAACAGGGAAGUCAGUGUUACCUGUAUUAAAAGAGGAACCACAAUCUGGUUGGGAUACAGUCUUUGCCAGCCACAACUUACAUGAAGUGACAAUGUAUUAUCCAAUGAGAGUUAUUCGAAACACAACCUUCAAACUGAUACAUAACCUCAACUAUAAGAUGCCAUUUCCUAUUGAUCAAGACUUUUUUGUCUCACCAACUUAUCAAGAUCUUCUGAAUCGCACAGAGGAGGGUAAGCCAACUAGAUGGUUUCGCACACUUGAUCAGUAUUAUUAUCGACCUCAGUGGGAACUAUAUGAUCUCAAAAAUGACCCAGAGGAGCUGACAAACCUGUAUGGUAAACCUGCCUAUCAGGAUGUCAUCAUGGAAUUACAUGGCAAGUUGAAUGCUUGGCAAAAUAAAACAGAUGACCCAUGGAUUUGUGCACCAAGAGGUGUUCUAGAAAACAGGGGAAGAUAUCCUAUAACAGGUGUGUGUUUGUCAAUGGACAAUGGCACAUGAUUUAAAAUCAAAUCUGAAAAUGUUUUUAUGGUAACUUUUAUAGAAUGAUAACUUUUAUAGAAUGAUUUUUUUUUUAAUUUUUGAAAAAAUUCUCAUCACAGCAUAUUUCAUAAAGAAGGUAAAGAGAUUGAAGUUGAAUUUUUUCUUUGUAGCAAAGGAACAAUAAUUAAUUCAUAUUGUACAGGAUAACUUUUGUAUUGAAAGUUAUUACCAAGUAGAAUACAGCUUACUGGUACUAAAAAUGGUCAUGAUGCUUGGGAGAAGUACCACAGUACUGAUUUUUGUUCAGUCUAAAUUUUCUUAUGAAUCAUUGCAUUCCUGUAUCUAAAUUGUGGGGCAGAAACAUCUAUCUUUGGCAUUUGGUGGCAAGUAGGAAUUUUAAAUCAAGGUCUGCAAGAUUUGAACCUGAAUACUGAAUAAACAGGUACUAGAAAUGUACCAAGAGUCAAGGCA
Messenger RNA from Pocillopora verrucosa, 2022 nucleotides. RefSeq names its product N-sulphoglucosamine sulphohydrolase. The record is from RefSeq and is a predicted model, not a curated record. Gene Ontology annotation, biological process: heparan sulfate proteoglycan catabolic process; glycosaminoglycan catabolic process. Gene Ontology annotation, molecular function: N-sulfoglucosamine sulfohydrolase activity; glycosaminoglycan binding; N-acetylglucosamine-6-sulfatase activity. NCBI's taxonomy places the organism in Eukaryota, Metazoa, Cnidaria, Anthozoa, Scleractinia, Pocilloporidae.